CGACCUUCACCUUUGAAUUUAUUCUGCAUCAGUAGCUAACGCAUUGGUUAUUUACAGGAGUAUUUACAAGUUGAAUAAUAGUUUGGCGAAGAUGUGAAAUUUAAAACAAUUUGAUUCAGUACGAGAGGGUGCAUCCAUGUUAAUGAUAUGAAUUCCAGUGUUCAAUACGGGGUGUGAUAUGUGAGGCCACCAUGGCUUCUGUUAAGGACAACACACCUGGCCUGGGUAAGACUGAUCUGAAACUGGUCACUCCAGCAGUGACCAGGGGGGGCAUCACACACAUAGAUGAUGUGGGUCAUGGAAAAGUGCAUGAUGAGGAGCAUCAUGAGGAUGAAUUCAAAAUUAGCCAAAAAGUGUCAAAUAAGUAUAAAAUUUUCACCUCCUUGACUGCGGGUGCUGUUGCUGGUGCUGUUGCCAAGACAACCAUAGCCCCUUUGGACAGGACAAAAAUAAAUUUUCAAAUCUCACAGACUCCAUAUUCCUACAAAGGAGCUUUCUUAUUUAUAAAGAAUACUGUGAAGAAUGAGGGGUUCUUCACGCUGUGGCGGGGUAAUUCUGCAACCAUGGCCAGGAUUAUCCCCUAUGCUGCAAUACAGUAUGCUGCCCAUGAACAGUGGAAACGAUUGCUCAACCCAGAAAACAAUAGAAGCAUGCCUAGAAGUCUUCCGCCUGGCAGGCGAUUUGUAGCAGGCUCUUUAGCAGGGAUGACUUCUGUGGCUGCGACGUACCCUUUAGACAUGGUCAGGGCUCGAAUGGCUGUCACGCUCAAAUGCAGGUAUCACAGUCUUUUUGAGGUGAUCGUGAAAAUUUACCAGGAAGAAGGAAUCCGAACUCUUUACAGAGGGUUUACACCUACUGUACUAGGCUCAAUUCCUUACUCAGGAACAAGUUUCUUUACAUAUGAAACAAUGAAGAAAAAUUAUUUUGAAUACUCUGGUGGCAAAGAUCCAUCGGCCUACCAGAGGCUGUGUUUUGGUGCCCUGGCAGGUCUGUGUGGCCAGUCUGCCUCUUACCCUCUGGACAUUGUGCGAAGGAGGAUGCAAACUGCUGGUGUCACUGGCAAAAGUAGUGAAUACACAGGUAUUAUUAGAACAAUGAGGAAAGUGGUCCAGGCAGAGGGAGUGAUAGGGGGCCUUUACAAGGGACUUUCCAUGAACUGGAUAAAAGGACCCAUUGCAGUGGGAAUAAGUUUUACAACUUUUGAGACAGUGCAAAAAUACCUUAGAAGUUUAUCAAUUUUCCAGGAUUCUGAUCAUGGCUGAAAUUUGACAUCAGCUACAGGUAAACAGGCAGAGCAAGACAAUUGUUAAUGCUAUUUAGUGAAAAUGACUGGCUAAUGUGAAUGAAGAACUUAAAACGCACAGAAUGUUUUCCUAUGUUAGCUGUUUGGAAAACAGUGAAGAACUGUUUCUAAAGUGAUUAUCAAGUAUAGGUUCAUGUUGAAAAUAAUGGAAGUCAUUCAUCAUAAAAAAAUCCAUAACAAUGCAAUUCCAAAUAGCGUUGUGGCAAUUCAGGAUUGUUCAGCUGUUAUCCACAAUUUAUCAGGUUUGCUGCUUCUCUUUGGCAUAUUCAACACAUAACUGCCAUUAUAUUUAAUCAUUAAAAAACUUUAAGACCAUUAAACAUAACAGUAUUGACAAUGUUAAAAUGUGUGUGACACUUAGAGAAAGGGCACUCUUUGAAACUAGAUGUAUUUUUAGACCUCUGCAUAUAGCCUGUGAUAUCUAGUUUUAAUUAAAAUACAUUUAUAAAUGAAAGGUCAUCAAAGGUCAGUACAUUGAUGAAAGGGUCAAGAUAAAUGAGUCACGCUAAGUAAUUUCAUCAAACAUGAAUUGUUACUGACAUAUACUGAGAAAUUUACCUUUAAUAAAAUGGAAUUUGUAGAAGAUAGAGGGCAGAAAUAAUUGCAGUAUAUUUCUUUUAGG
This is a messenger RNA of Lingula anatina, 1925 nucleotides long. RefSeq names its product mitochondrial coenzyme A transporter SLC25A42. The record is from RefSeq and is a predicted model, not a curated record. Gene Ontology annotation, biological process: transmembrane transport. Gene Ontology annotation, cellular component: mitochondrial inner membrane. NCBI's taxonomy places the organism in Eukaryota, Metazoa, Brachiopoda, Lingulata, Lingulida, Lingulidae.